AUGCGAUCCUCUCUCCUCCCUCUCUUUCUCCUCCCGCUCUUCGCAUGUGCCCAGCAGCAGUCAGGCGGAAACUCAAACAAUGUCCAGCUCUCGACAACAAUCAUCGUCAGCCCAACACUAGGUCCUGACCGAGCAGAGUCUUCCGUCACCAUCACCCGUGUCUUUACCGUAACGCCAGCCGCGACCUCCGCUGCCCCGACGGCCACUGGCAACAACCCUAGCGGCUCAGCUUCGGGCAGUGUGCGGCCCUCCGGCAGCGGCAAUGCUCCCUCAGCAACCAUCACUACGACCCCCGCAAAUCUUCCAACCGCGCAGAGCAUCGACGCGGGCCAAACACACAGUGCACCCAUUCCCGGAGCGAAAGCAGGCGGUGGGAUUUACGGCCCAGACGACGAUUACACCGCUGGCGCCCUCGCGCUUAGACGGAGCACCGUGCUCAUGGGAGCGGCAGGUUUAGUUGCUGGAGGUGCGGUUAUGUUACUUUAA
Pleurotus ostreatus (oyster mushroom) is the source of this 486-nucleotide messenger RNA. RefSeq lists its product as uncharacterized. Lineage: Eukaryota; Fungi; Basidiomycota; Agaricomycetes; Agaricales; Pleurotaceae. The record is from RefSeq and is a predicted model, not a curated record. The transcript is spliced from 2 exons. Bases 1 to 486 code for a protein of 161 amino acids.